Chenopodium quinoa (quinoa) is the source of this 951-nucleotide messenger RNA. RefSeq names its product mechanosensitive ion channel protein 9-like. Bases 1 to 951 code for a protein of 316 amino acids. Gene Ontology annotation, cellular component: plasma membrane. The transcript has a single exon. The record is from RefSeq and is a predicted model, not a curated record. Gene Ontology annotation, biological process: detection of mechanical stimulus; monoatomic anion transport. Gene Ontology annotation, molecular function: mechanosensitive monoatomic ion channel activity. Lineage: Eukaryota; Viridiplantae; Streptophyta; Magnoliopsida; Caryophyllales; Amaranthaceae.
AUGUCUACUCCACAAGGCAAUGAAACCUCCGUUCGAAUAACAGAUAAUGCUAAUUCGAGCAUAAUAGACGAUAAUUCGAGCAUAACGUACAUUAAAUUCGACCGUGGCAUAAGAAAAAAGGUCCUAUUUUGGUGCAACUUGGUUGUUUUCUUGGUGGCGGCAGCUAUAUGCGUGGCAAGUUUUACAGUUCCGUCACUACGAAAGGCCCCACCGAGUGGUAUAGCAAUGUGGCAAUGGAGCUUGCUCGUAACGGUCCUCUUAUGUGGCCCUCUCUUAAGCAAAUUACUUCAUUACAUGGUUAUUUUCAUAGACACGAAGUUUGAACUAUUUGGGGUGGCUGCCGCGGCUAGGGAAAAUGUGGUCUACUACACUGUCGAGUUAAUCGAGAGUGCUUGGGUUGUAUUGUGGUUUAGUAUUAUACUUGUUGCUUGGCUUUGGGUGGUAGAAGACCCAAGUUACUUAGGUAUGAAGGAAGAUCAAAAUGAAAAACUUAAGAAAAAAUUUGCUAAGACAUUUCCUAUAAUAACCGUUACCCUAAUUACCAUAAUAAUUGGUUCUGUUUUUUGGUUACUAAAAGAUGUAGUAUUACUAAUGGCAAAGUCUUCCUUUCACAUUAGCAAGUUCUUUGAAAGAGUUAAUGAUGCAUUGAUGCAUCAACAUGUGAUUAAUAGGCUCACUCCUCGUGCUGAUACGUACGAUAUUGGUGAGCCGAAUUUGUGUCAACGUAUGUGUGAUUGGAAGGAGAAGAUGCCUAGUCUUAGUGAUCAAGUGAAUCAGAAGAAUGUUUCAUGUUGGGGGAUGCAGAAGGUCAUCAACUGGUUUUUUGAUAACGAAAAUUUGACCUAUAAGCUUGUUGAUGGAGAAGACAAGAAGAUUGAAUCUGAAGAUGGUGCAAUUGAAGCUGCCAAGUACAUCUAUUCCUUGUUGGCUCAAAGUGAAGAUUCAAUGUAA